Molecule: messenger RNA, 5732 nt
Organism: Esox lucius (northern pike)
Lineage: Eukaryota; Metazoa; Chordata; Actinopteri; Esociformes; Esocidae
Gene: ndst1b
Product: N-deacetylase/N-sulfotransferase (heparan glucosaminyl) 1b
Exons: 14
Coding region: 1-2691 (896 amino acids)
Cellular component (GO): Golgi apparatus
Molecular function (GO): deacetylase activity; heparan sulfate N-sulfotransferase activity
Source: RefSeq, a predicted model, not a curated record
AUGCUGCCGCUGUCCUGCGGUCGCCUCCGGCGGCUCCUGCGUCACGCCCACUCCCCCACCCUUCAGACCAGCCUGCUGCUGCUCUUCCUCUUCUGCAUGGUCAGCGUCCUGGUUUCCGCCUACUUCCUCUACGGAGCCAAGCGGGACCUGGAGCCGGCGGCCGGGGGCGUGGUGGGGCCGGAGGAGGGCACCGCCGACUGGGACGACCCCCGGGGCGCCACACCUUCCUCCUCAUCCUCCCGGGUGCUCCCCCCACGCACCGCCCGGCCGUCAGACGCGUUGCGUACCGCCCCAGUGGUGCUGGUGUUCGUGGAGAGCCUGUACUCUCAGCUGGGCCAGGACAUCGUGGCCAUUCUGGAGUCUGGCCGCUUCCGCUACCGGAUUGAGAUCGCACCGGGGAAGGGGGACAUGCCCACUUUGACGGACAAGGACAGAGGCCGUUUCACGCUGGUUAUCUACGAGAACAUCCUGAAGUACGUCAACCUGGAUGCCUGGAACAGAGACCUGCUGGACAAGUACUGUGUGGAGUACGGAGUGGGCAUUGUAGGCUUCUUUAAGGCCAACGAGAACAGCCUGCUCAGUGCUCAGUUGAAGGGCUUCCCGCUCUUUCUCCACUCCAACCUGGGCCUGAGGGAUUGCAGCGUUAACCCCAAGUCCCCCCUGCUCCUCAUCACCAAGGCCCGGGAGGUGGAGCGAGGACCCCUGCCCGGAGAGGACUGGACCGUCUUCCAGUCCAACCACUCCACCUAUGAGCCUGUUCUCCUCGCCAGGACCCGGUUGCCCGACCUGAGCCCGUCCGGCGCGGGAACGGGGCUGGGGGGCCCCCUCCAUGCCUCGGUGAUCCAGGACCUGGGUCUCCAUGACGGCAUCCAGCGGGUGCUCUUCGGCAACAACCUCAACUUCUGGCUGCACAAGCUGGUGUUCGUGGACGCCGUGGCCUUCCUGACCGGCAAGCGGCUAUCGCUAGCUCUGGACCGCUACCUGCUGGUGGACAUCGACGACAUCUUCGUGGGCAAGGAGGGCACCCGCAUGAAGGUCUCGGACGUCAAGGCCCUGCUGGAGACUCAGAAUGACCUCAGAACAUUCGUCCCCAACUUCACUUUCAACCUUGGCUUCUCUGGAAAGUUCUUCCAUGCUGGUACAGAUGAAGAGGACGUUGGGGACGACCUGCUCCUCUCCUACAGCAAGGAGUUCUGGUGGUUCCCUCACAUGUGGAGCCACAUGCAACCUCACCUCUUCCACAACCAGUCAGUUCUGGCCGAACAGAUGCUGCUCAACCGGAGGUUUGCACAGGAGCAUGGCAUCCCCACCAACAUGGGCUACGCUGUGGCCCCCCACCACUCCGGAGUCUACCCCAUCCACGUCCAGCUGUACGACGCCUGGAAGAAGGUCUGGGGGAUCAGGGUGACAAGCACGGAGGAGUACCCCCACCUGAAACCUGCCCGCUUCAGACGAGGCUUCUACCACAGUGGCAUCAGCGUGCUUCCAAGGCAGACAUGUGGCCUGUUCACUCACACCAUCUUCUACAACGAGUAUCCCGGAGGACCCAAGGAGCUGGACAAACUAAUCAAUGGGGGGGAGCUCUUCCUCACGGUCCUCCUAAACCCGAUCAGCAUCUUCAUGACUCACCUGUCCAACUACGGGAACGACCGGCUCGGCCUGUACACCUUCAAGAACCUGGUCAAGUUCCUCCAGACGUGGACCAACCUGAGGCUGCAGACGCUGGCCCCCAUACAGCUAGCACAGCGCUACUUCCAGAUCUUUCCAGAGGAGAGGGACCCAAUCUGGCAGGACCCCUGUGAGGACAAAAGGCACAAAGAUAUUUGGUCAAAAGAGAAGACAUGUGACAGAUUCCCAAAGCUACUUAUCAUUGGUCCACAGAAGACAGGUACCACAGCCCUCUAUUUGUUCCUGGGAAUGCAUCCUGAUCUGACCAGUAACUACCCCAGCAAGGAGACCUUUGAAGAGAUCCAGUUCUUCAAUGGCCACAACUAUCACAGAGGCAUUGACUGGUACAUGGAGUACUUCCCCCUCCCAUCCAACACUAGCUCAGAUUUCUACUUUGAGAAGAGCGCCAACUACUUUGACUCGGAGGUGGCAGCGCGUCGGGCAGCUGCCCUCCUGCCCAAGGCCAAAGUCAUCACCAUCCUCAUCAACCCUGCAGACAGGGCCUACUCGUGGUACCAGCACCAGCGCGCCCACGAUGACGCCGUCGCCCUUAAGUACACAUUUCACGACGUCAUCACGGCUGGCCGAGACGCCCCUGUCAAGCUGCGGGUGCUCCAGAACCGCUGUCUGGUGCCGGGCUGGUACGCCACCCAUCUGGAACGCUGGCUCAGCCACUACCACCCCAGCCAGAUCCUGGUUCUGGACGGUCAGAUGCUCAGAACGGAACCUGCUGCAGUGAUGGACAAGAUCCAGAAGUUCCUUGGGCUGACAAACACACUGAACUACCACAAGAUUUUAGCGUUCGAUCCUAAGAAAGGUUUCUGGUGCCAGCUGUUAGACGGAGGCAAGACCAAAUGCCUGGGCAAAAGUAAAGGGCGCAGGUACCCCGACAUGGACGUCGACUCUCGAUCCUUCCUGAGGGAGCACUACCGGGAUCACAACACAGAGCUGUCCAAGCUGCUCUAUAAAAUGAGCCAGCCUCUGCCCAGCUGGCUCAGGGAGGAGCUGCUCCACUCCAGGUAGCCUCAGCAUGGCUGGGUUACAAAAGGACAGGGACACCGCCACAACCUGCCCUUCCUGACCCCACCCAACAGAGGGGAUGUGCUCCCCCCCACGACGCCUCCGCACCAGUCAGCCAGCGCUCAGUUGGGGUGACCGGGAGCUAAGGAAGCGGGACCAGGGACCUCCGUUUGGGGUGCAGGAAUUCAGGAGGGGAACAUGAGGCACUGGCGAAGACGUGAACUUGAUUUCAGGAUUUUUCCAGUUCUUUCUCCCAGGAAGUGACAGUGUGCCCGCAGUGGGCAGAUACGCACAGCAACGCGGGUUGAUAAGAGAGGGGGUGCAGGUUCAAAAAGAUGGAUCAUUCCCUCGACUGGAACCGAUGUUCCAAUUCCGUCACUGACGUGUGCUCUCUGGCCCAGACUUCAUUUAUCUGUGCCAGUCAUGUAAAGUACACUAGCCAACAAUGGAUAUUCAAGUGCCAGAGGGGAAUGUUCAUUUGAAAGUAUUUCUGAAUUUAUAUUUUAUUAAUUAACACGCAUAUACCGCUGGAUGUCUGUACUGGUUUCCAAGUUGUUGUGGUCGCACAACGCAUUUUUUGAGCCUUGUACGUUCCUUUUAACUGUCCCAUGUUUUUAAUCUGUGUUCCUCUCAAAGCGUAAAUGGAGCCUAUGUAAAGCUCCCAGUGACCACACUGAUCCCUGUCCUUUGAUCAAGUCAAAUCACCUUUGUGGUGUCUUAGAUCUUCAGUUGUAAGACUCCACAGUACAGUGGAUGGAAAAAAUAUAAUUCCAAACGAGACAUGCUGCCCUUGCAUUGGCCAGUGGAAUGUUACCGCUUGUCCUUGGUUGUAAAACUGCCUUAAUAAUUCUAUAUUGAAACCUAUUUGCAAGUACAGCUUGACCCCACCAAUGUCAGUUGAAUACACUAGAAACUGUUGAUAAAUGUGACAUGAGAAAUGUAGCUGCAUGCGUAAAGGCCUUAAGGUGGAGGAUGCAAUUUAUCAGUCCGAGGAGACCGCCACCACCACCAUCCAAUGGUUCCCUGUACCAAGCUAGCAUAUCCUUCCACUGUUAAGAAUAGAUCACAGAGAGCACCAUGUUGGCCCAUUUUUCCCAACUGACCCUGACCGGUUAAUUCUGUUCCUGUAUUGGUACCUCCUGUGGUGCCUGGAAAAUUAGACAAUGGACAAGAGCAAAAUAGAACAAUAUCAGUUGAUCUGCUCCACUGAGGAUGUGAACUUAUGUCCUAGUUUACAAGCAUUCUCCCCUUUCACCUGGAAUGGCUUUGCCACAUGUACUCAAACCCAGCACACCCAGACAGCGGCAUUCACAGUCCCAUAUCUCCACAUCUUCGGAAACAUUUAGCUGUACAGGGGUGAAGUUAAAUAGUUUAGUGAACCUACUGGACCUGUUGGUGAUAUAAAUGGUUAUAGAAAGUGGUCCUCAUCCAUUUCUGUUGGUGGUGUGAAUGGCAGUAGCAAGUGGUUUUCAUCCAUCCCUUUCGGUGGUAUGUAUGGCCAUAUCAAGUGGUUCUCAUCUAUCCCUUUUGCUCGUGUUAAUGGCCAUAGCAAGUGGUUCUCAUCCACCCCUGUGGGUGAUAUAAAUGGCCAUGGGAAGUGGUCCUCAUACAUCCCUGUUGGUGGUGUGAAUGGCCUUAGGAUGUGGUCCUCAUCCAUCCCUGUUGGUGGUAUGAAUUGCCAUAUCAAGUGUUCCACAUCCAUCCCUGUUGGUGGUGUGAUUGGCCAUAGGAAGUGGCCCUCAUCCAUCCCUGUUGGUGGUGUGAAUGGUCAUGGGAAGUGGUCCUCAUCCAUCCCUAUUGGUGGUGGGAUUGGCCAUAAGAAGUGGUCCUCAUCCAUCCUGUUCGUGGUGUGAAUGGUCAUGGGAAGUGGUCCUCAUCCAUCCCUGUUGGUGGUGGGAUUGGCCAUAAGAAGUGGUCCUCAUCCAUCCAUGUUGGUGGUGUGAAUGGUCAUGGAAAGUGGUCCUCAUCCAUCCAUGCUGGUUGUGUGAAUGAACAUGGGAAGUGGUAGUUCAUGCAGUCCCAUUUCAUUGUAACAUGUCAUUCAUCAAUGCACCUUGUGGUCCUAGCUCAUUUAAAAGUGGCCAAUCAGGAACGUUCUGAAGAUUUCUUCAAAUACCUUUGGGGGAAAAUUAACAGAGGGGAAAAUUGAUUUUGAGCAGUGAAUUCAAGGCUGUACAUGCCCCCACUAGAGGUUUCUGUACAGAACGCAAGCGCUUUUUAUUAGACAAGUUAAGAGGAAUGUAAAGAUCGUUUUAUCUCUGUGAGUUGCUAUGGAUAGAGAUACAAAGAAUAUGAACAUAUCUGGGAGGUUAAUGUUUAUUUAUUGUAUUUGAUCCGUUGUACCUUUAAACGAUCCACUCUAAAACCAUGCUCUCCUAGAAGCACAAUAUUUAUUUCUCAACACUAGGUGUAAGAAGGUUUUGGUACAACUUUCCUUUUGAAGAGAACAGUCCUUGCUUGUGGAUAGGGUUUUGUGGUGCUCCCAAAUGAGAGGGUCCAUGUUGCAUUUUGUGUUAUUUGGAUAAGUGCAGUUGAAUGGGUCCAUUCUAGAUGAAUUGUAUUUAAGGUACUAAAUCAUGCACGUUGUGUAGUGACACACACGCAUGCACAAAUGCUGCUCUCGUUUCAGUUUGCUCAAGGAGCUCAAAUAUAUUCACAUUUGUUUUGUCUUGACAUUUCUUUUUCCUCUUGAGCCGUUUUACAAUGCAAUAUAUGGUAAUCGUGUUCUGGUUCAUAGGGGCCUUGAGUUGUUUGGGCUUGUAGACGUAGACAUCAGGACAUGGGCCCUGCGGGUUCCCACGUAUGGUGAAGGUUCGUUCUAUACCCCACUCAGCAAAGGUCCCCGUGAAUUUCACACUGCCAACAUUCAAAGAUUCUGUAUGAUAAUGUUGGCCCUCAAUGAGUAGUGAUCAUGAAUUAACUAUAAGGAAAUAAUCGUCAUCCAGACUGUACAAUCAACCAGUUGUUGUUAAUAUUUUUUAUUGUUGGUAGCUAAUAUUUUUGUGAGUUUUAAUUUACAAAUAAAGAAACCACUGUCCUUUUAA